AAAAAAAAGAACGAGAGAGAGAGAGAAGAAGAAGAAGAAAGAAGAAGAAGAAGAAGAAGCUAAUUGUUGUUCGUUCGUCGCGUCGCAAGACGGACGCAGAACACAACCGUCGUCAUUGAGGGGAGGGAGGUCAAUUCCUUAUUAUUAUUUGAUUGUGUGAUCAAUUCCGCGAUCUCUCUCUGGGGGUACAGUUAGGUUUCUCAUCCGAAGAAAAGCCCUUUCCUUUUCUUUUUUCUCGGUCGGAGAAUUUUCCCAAAUGAAAUAGAAGUAACGAACGGGGAGGAAAAAAUAUAUAUAUAUAUAUAUAUAUAUAUAUCCUCGAGUUUUGGUGGUAGCUCAGAAGUUUUCUGCUUUCUUUCUCUCUCUCCAUGACACAGACUCAACGGGUCUUCCAAGCCUGGAAAGGAAGCAAUAAGUUCAUCCUUGGUGGGAGAUUAAUCUUCGGUCCGGAUGCUAAAUCAGUGCCUGUUACCCUACUCCUCAUCAUAGUCCCUGUUAUUUUAUUCUGCGUCUUUGUAGCAAGGCAUCUUCGCCAUGAGUUCUCUCCUUACAAUGCUGGAUACGCUAUCUUGGUCGUUACACUUCUCUUCACUAUUUAUGUAUUGAUCCUCCUCUCCUUCACAUCUGCACGAGAUCCCGGUAUCGUUCCACGAAACUCACAUCCACCAGAAGAAGAUCUACGCUACGAGACAACAGUAACACCAGACGGAAGACGAACACCGAGCGUUCAGAUUCCUAGAACAAAAGAAGUCAUUGUAAACGGCGUUGCCGUUAGAGUGAAAUACUGCGACACGUGCAUGCUCUACAGACCUCCUCGCUGCUCUCACUGUUCCAUCUGCAACAACUGCGUCGAGCGCUUUGAUCAUCAUUGCCCCUGGGUUGGCCAAUGCAUUGGCCAGAGAAACUACAGGUACUUCUUUAUGUUCGUCUCCUCAGCGACGCUUCUAUGCAUCUACGUGUUCUCCAUGUCGGCUCUUUACAUCAAGAUUCUGAUGGACCAUCAGCGCGGAACCGUGUGGAUGGCGAUGAGAGAAUCUCCUUGGUCGGUUGCGCUGAUGGCGUAUUGCUUUAUCGGGUUGUGGUUCGUUGGAGGGCUCACGGGGUUUCACCUGUACCUCAUCAGCACGAACCAGACGACCUAUGAGAAUUUCCGGUACAGAGCAAACAGCAGGACCGUUGCUUAUAACCGUGGCUGUGCCAACAACUUUCUUGAGGUGUUUUGCACGAAGGUUAAGCCCUCGAGGAACAACUUUAGAGCUUUCGUCGAAGAAGAGCAGCAUCCGAGAGGAGUUGUUGUUGCUCUGCCAACAACGACCACCACCGGAGAAGCAGCAGAGGAUGAAAAUGGAGGACGGAGAGAGAAAGUGGAGGACGAUCUAGACAUUGGGGAUGAUCUGAUGAAUAUAUCGCAGCGGUGUAAUCCAGCAGAGGGUAGCAAUCACGGUUUGGAUAUUGACCAGUCGAUUCUUGGGGUUGCUGAGAGAGCGGCUACGAUAAGGACAGAGACAAGGCAUGGAAGCUGGGGAAGUGGAAGAAGUGGGAGCUGGGAUAUAGAAGCAGAUGUGAGUAAUUCUAAUGUCAGGGAGAGACCAAGCUAAAGAUUUGGAGGUGGUCUCUUUUUUAGGACAGAAGUCAGAAGUAUCUGAUUUGGUUUUGGGGGGAUUUGCCAGUCAGUUCAUGUAAUCUUUUGAGUAUAGUCCCUUUUCUAAUCUUCUUUUCGCUUCCUUAAUUGUGUAAUAAUUGUGAUAUUAUGUUGAUAUUAUGGUGGAAUUCCAUUUAUGUAUUUGCGUUGAAAAUA
Raphanus sativus (radish) is the source of this 1798-nucleotide messenger RNA. RefSeq names its product protein S-acyltransferase 8. Gene Ontology annotation, cellular component: endoplasmic reticulum; Golgi apparatus. The transcript has 3 exons. Gene Ontology annotation, biological process: protein targeting to membrane; peptidyl-L-cysteine S-palmitoylation. Bases 369 to 1598 code for a protein of 409 amino acids. The record is from RefSeq and is a predicted model, not a curated record. NCBI's taxonomy places the organism in Eukaryota, Viridiplantae, Streptophyta, Magnoliopsida, Brassicales, Brassicaceae. Gene Ontology annotation, molecular function: protein-cysteine S-palmitoyltransferase activity.